AUGGAUCGAGGGGGUAAGCGAAUGCCAUUGAGCGAAAUUACCGGCAAGUUGAGUCUCAACAGGCGGCCGGCUCGUGUGUUGAAACCCAACCAGCUGAUGGUGCGGCCUUCCAAAAACGCCAAUCGCACGAUCAACGUGGCAAGCCUCACCAGAUCGUAUGUUCACAAGGAGACACAAACACGCACGAAAUCCAGCAUUGACGAGAUCACGCGCCAGAUCAGUCUACGACAUCGGUCUCCCGCUCAACGAUUAUCUGACAAAUAUACACUCUGGGAACGCAGUUUUGGGAUACGACCAGCCGCUUUCGAAGGAGCGAUUGCCAACCGUCACGGUUUCGCGCUUAAACGAGAUUUCUCCGCGGCUGAGGCUCGUCGAGAUCGACCACGACCGAGUGGUGGCUUUGGCGUGUUUCAAGCCCGUAUUCAACGUCAGGCUCAAGGAGAGCGAUCGCGUGCAUCUAGGGUCCGCAUUUUACGAUAUUUGGUUUGA
Ogataea haglerorum is the source of this 489-nucleotide messenger RNA. RefSeq lists its product as uncharacterized. Lineage: Eukaryota; Fungi; Ascomycota; Pichiomycetes; Pichiales; Pichiaceae. The transcript is spliced from 2 exons. The coding region runs from base 1 to 489 and encodes 162 amino acids. The record is from RefSeq and is a predicted model, not a curated record.